AUGUGCAAACCUGCCAAGAGUGAAGACUCGUGUAUCCACGUUAGUCACCAUGGCUGGACUUGUAGUCCACAUCUUGAUCCGAACAGUCCUGGCACAGUUAAAUGUGGUAGACGGGGGCCAGAAGGCUUCAUAGAAAGCUUAGACAGCCCAUCGCUCCGUCUUUUACAAAUAACAUUUCCGUGCGAUACAACCGGUCCUAUGUUACUCUCAUUCGUCCGCGCAGUGGAGUCCAACUGCCGGUUUCAAAAUUUGACUGAAUUGGUACUAGGCGGUGGCAGUUGGUUUACUCAUUGGUACCUAUAUCCAGAAAGGCCACCUCUAAAGAUACGAUCAGAAGAUCUUAGGGAAGCCGUAAAGAUACUUCUGCCCAUGCCGCAGCUGAAAGUCUUACAACUCAGCGUCGCGUCUGGUUUCCUAGAUGAUCUGGACCUCGCACUAUUUCAGAACAUGGCAAAUGCAAUGCCAAGCUUGGAGAAGUUAUAUCUCAAUUAUGCGGAUUCUUUUACAAUUGCUCAAUAUUAUAUAAUGACGCACUAUGAAAGAAUACCGGUACAUCAUCUCGCAGCGUUCUGUAGCAUGUUCAAGAAUUUGAAAGAGGUCGGUGUGGGGACUGUGGACGGGAUAUCUGUGGAGGAAAAUCCGAAGGAGGACUGGAUCUGUAAGGAUAUUAAGACUCUGAAAGUGGGCGCUUGGGCGGGCAGAGAUGAGCUUCGGGGUGGAAAUAUUGCAGAAAGCCCUUGGGGUGGAGGAAUCUCAAGAGGACAUCUGUACGACGCGCUAAGGACAUUUUUUCCGGAAUCGGAUAUGGCCAAAGUAGGAUUUAGCCGGCAUGAUCAAUGGAUCUGGUACGAAUCAAUACAUGGAGAUUUGUCAGCUUGGGAAACAGACUGGGCAGCUAUGAAAGACGGCGUGUCCAAUAGUUCAACUAGUUUGGGACUUUCAGAAACCUUGGUCGGACUAGAUGAGACAUCCAGACUAGAGGAAGAAAGUUGA
Molecule: messenger RNA, 993 nt
Organism: Sclerotinia borealis F-4128
Lineage: Eukaryota; Fungi; Ascomycota; Leotiomycetes; Helotiales; Sclerotiniaceae
Source: the annotation of a GenBank genome assembly